Messenger RNA from Cladocopium goreaui, 2118 nucleotides. The record is from the annotation of a GenBank genome assembly. Lineage: Eukaryota; Dinophyceae; Suessiales; Symbiodiniaceae.
UUGCUCUGCAGAUCCCUCCCAGUGAGACCUAGACGGCCCGGCCGUCACCUGCCGCGGGGCGCUUGACCGAAAGAUGCGCAUCAUUCUGCCGGAGGCAGACACCAGCUGCAGUUGUGGUUUAGAGACCUGCGAGGUGUGUCAUGGUCGAAAGGUCAUCGGGUCCUUGCUACAUUUGGAGCCGGAGGCACCAUCUGCAGAUGCUGGACAACAGCUCCUUGCCAUGCUUCAACCCAUGCAGACGGAUUGGGCUUGGCAAGGAGAGAUGGACCUCAGCCACUAUGGCUAUACCAUGGGAUAUUCGGACUAUACCUUUGAGCCCUGGAGUGAUGGAGUGAGCGGAGGCAGCUCCCCCAGUCAGUUUGCGGGAGACGAGACCCUGAUUGGACCCGAUGGGGCGGUCUAUGACGUCUUCUACCCAUUGAAAAACGGGCAGGAUGAGAAGGAAGAGACCUCGACGACAUGCAGCGACUGCGCGGGAGGCAGUCCUGUAACCAUGUCACGACAGAGAUCAGCCGAAGCAAGUAUCGCAGGCGUCCUGGAUUUCAUGCGCUCAACCGCCCUGGCGCGCUACCCUGCGCGCGUGCAGCUCUAUGAAAAGGUGUGCAGUGCAGCAAAGAUGUCCUUGGGUGUGCAUUUUGGAAGGAUGGCAUUGAUUGGUAGCACCGCCCUGCGGAUCGACACGCCUGACUCUGACCUGGAUGUGGUCGUUUACACCUGCACAGAUGAUUCGGAGCCUUUGGAUCCUGUGGACGCACUGCAGAAGAUCGCAGAGUGCCUGAAAGAAGAAGAGGCAUUGAAAUUACAGCUGGUGGAUUGUGCUCGCGUGCCCGUGCUAACUGUGUGGUCUGAAGAUGGGCGUCUGUCUUUGGACCUCACAGUUGAUCAACCCUUGGGCGAAUGGCAUGUGCUUUGGUUCCAAAGCCUCUGGCAGUGGGACCCCUUUGCGGCUCUGCCUGAGACGCUUCCGCCACCUAUUGGAGAGGAUAAGGACCACUGGUCCUCUGGACUGGAGGCAACUGCCCUGCGCUGCAUCAAGUGGUGGCUUCGUCGUAGAAACAUCCCCGUCUCCAAGGAGGGUGGAUAUCCAACGGUGGUUUGGACCUUGAUGGUGCUACAUGUUAUGCGUUGCUCAGUCUUUGUGAAUGAGGAGGGCAAGAAGGAGCAGGGCCACCGGGCGCUGUUGAGUGCCAUCGCGGCCUUCUUCGAUCGCUUCGCGGGCUCUGGACUCAUGGGCACCCUGUGCUUCUCGAUGGGCCCUGAUGGAGUCAGUUCUGUCUUUCACCCUUGCGAGGAGGGACAGGCUUUGAUGGAUUACACCUCUGAAACGCCCGGUUUCUCCGUGCUGGACCCCACCACCACCUGUGAUCUCAGUGUUGCGUAUGGCGUGGUGCCAUCGGAGCUGGCUCCGCCGCUGCCGCCGGCCACGCGCCUGCUGCACACCUACGAGUUGCAGCGCGCCCAGCGCUACAGCGCCCUGGCACUGUCCCCAGACGCCAGUGCCGGCAGUGGAAGCGAGGCGUUGGAGGAGUUGUUUACGGAGACUUCCACCGCCUGCAACAGCAUGCCGACGGAGCUGCCAGUGCAGACCACGGCGGUCAUUGUUCUUCGUGAGGGCGAGCUGGCGAUCGGCCUCCUCACAAAGGUCUCGCCCAAACGUGGCUGGACGGCGCCCUUCCUGCACCGCCGCGAUGCGCAAAGCGGCUUGGCCUUGCAACUCUGCGAGGUGCGCGAAGGUGACGGACUCCUGAUGCCAAUCUCCUCCAAACAACAUUGGUUUGUCGCCUCUGAUGUGGUUUGCUUAGCGGCACUGCAGCCGGUGUUUCUGCGAGGUCAGAGCAGAGGGAAGCACCUCCGACGAGAAAAGAAUCGAUGGAAAGUGGACCCCGAAGGCUUGGAGAGGUGGCAACGAAUGCACGCCAUCCUCGCUGGUGAGAAAAAGUGAAUCCGAAAAUCCGAAAAAAGAUAUCGCUGAAAAUGAACCCAAAAAACAAAUAAAGAAAGCGCGAGCAGAAGGCAAAACUUCUGCAUGAACGCCUGCAAAAAAUCUUCCAAACAAUUAAAAAAUGCAAAGCUUCAGGUCAACAACUCCGUGCUUUGGAAUGUCGACUCAACUGUGCC